Molecule: messenger RNA, 2091 nt
Organism: Lathyrus sativus (Indian pea)
Lineage: Eukaryota; Viridiplantae; Streptophyta; Magnoliopsida; Fabales; Fabaceae
Source: the annotation of a GenBank genome assembly
AUGGAAAUGGUGCCGCAGAAGAUGCAAUCCAGAGCUAUUCGCCACAUUUUUUCGGCUUCAGAUGACAUGGUUAUGACGAAACAAAUUCGCGCAACUCAUGCUCCUAUUGAAGAACAUGUUGAUGUUAGACCUCUGCUUAAUGUUGUUCAAGACAUUUUUCUUCACGCGAAUUCUCUUAUCCCCGACUAUGUUCAGGACAUGAAGGAUACUACUAAGGAAUCUGACUUAUUUGAAAUGCUGGAGAUUUCAUAUCACUCGAUUAACAAAAUUUCCUGCGAGAUAUCUUGCAAGUGUUUGUUGAGUGGAGGAGAUGCUCAUGCAACAACCAUAGGAAUACUUGGAAUGCUGUCAAGCUAUUCAUGGGAUGCCAAAGUGGUGAUAGCAUUAGCAGCAUUUGCAGCCAACUUAGGGGAGUUUUGGCUUGUGGCUCAACUUUACGCGACAAACCGUCUUGCUAAGUCAGUUGCAUUGUUGAAGCACAUUCAUGAAACACUGAAUCAAGUUGAUGAUUUGGGGCCUAAAUUUGAAUCUGUCAACAAACUUCUCAAGGCUAUGUUGGAUGUUGCUAAUUGUAUUGUUGAGUUUCAUGAGCUUCCUUCUGAGUAUAUUGAUCAUGAAGCACCGGAAACAUUGACUGCUUCAACUCUUAUUCCUAGUGCUGUUUAUUGGACCAUUAGGAGUAUUGUGGCAUGUGCAUCACAUAUUUUAGGCAUUAUUGGCUUGGGUCAAGGAUAUAUGACAUCAACAAUUGAGACAUGGGAGCUUUCGAGUUUGACUAAUAAGCUAGAAAACAUGAAUGGUCACCUUCAAAAGCUGCUCACAAUUUGUCGUCAACAUUUAGAUGACAACAAACAGAGAGAAGUAUUUGAAACACUUCACCACCUUUUUGAGACAUCACACCAAGAUAACAUUAAGGUUCUCAAAGCCUUGAUUCACUGCAAGGGUGACCCAUUGCCACUGUUUGAUGGUUCUACCAAACAAAGGGUUAGCAUUGAUGUAUUGAGGAAGAAAAUUGUGUUGCUCUACAUAACAGACCUGCACCAUAUAUCUGAUCAAGAGCUAGUGAUUUUUGAACAAAUGUAUCAAGAGUCGCGUCAAGAUUCAACGAGGCUAGAGAGUCAAUACGAACUCGUUUGGAUUCCGGUUGUGGAAAAGGGAGCGUGGACCGAAACGAAGCAGAAGUUCGAGAGGCUGCAAUCAAUGAUGCCAUGGUACUCAGUUUAUGACCCUUCACUUUUGGAGGCAGCAACCAUUAGGUACAUUAAGGAGGUAUGGUUUUUCAACACAAAGCCUAUGCUUGUGGUAUUGGAUCCACAAGGAAAGCUUGUGAACCUGAAUGCAAUACAUAUGAUGUGGAUUUGGGGAAGCAUGGCUUAUCCUUUCUCUAGCUUAAGGGAGGAAGCUCUUUGGAAAGAAGAAACAUGGGGACUUGCACUUCUGGCCGAUACAAUCGAUCCGUUGCUCUUUGAUUGGGUAUCAGCAGGAAAAUACAUAUGUUUGUAUGGAGGGGACGAUAUGGACUGGAUCCGUAAGUUCACAAGCGCGGCAAAAUCCCUGGCAAGAACUCUACAAAUUCCACUCGAAAUGAUGUAUGUAGGAAAAAACAACCCUGGACAAAAACUUAGAAAGAUCAACAAGACCAUACAUGAAGAAAAUCUGAGCAGCAUCCUCGCCGAUUCAACGAUAAUUUGGUUCUUCUGGGUUAGGCUAGAAAGCAUGUGGCACUCCAAGUUACAGCAAGGUAAGACAGUGGAGAGUGACCAAAUAAUGAUGGAAAUAAUGAGAAUCUUGAGCUAUGAUAGCAGUGAUCAAGGUUGGGCUGUGAUAAGUCUAGGAACAAUAAAAAUGACACAAGGCAAAGGAGACUCGUUUUUGAAGUGUCUUAAUGAGUUUGAUGAGUGGAAGGAUAAUGUGAAUGAUAAAGGAGUUUUGCCUGCAAUGGAUGAGUAUAUACAAGGGAUUCAACAACCACACCAUUGUAAUAGAUUGAUACUGCCAGGAGUUGAUGGCACAGUUCCAGAUAAGAUUGUGUGUGCUGAAUGUGGUAAACCAAUGGAAAAAUUCUACAUGUAUCGUUGCUGCAACGAAUGA